Molecule: messenger RNA, 2364 nt
Organism: Ambispora leptoticha
Lineage: Eukaryota; Fungi; Glomeromycota; Glomeromycetes; Archaeosporales; Ambisporaceae
Source: the annotation of a GenBank genome assembly
AUGGUUUUAUCAUUAGAACGCGUCGCAUUUGACAAGAUUACGGCGCGUAUUAAUAAACUAUGUUAUGGACUUGAUAUGAAAUUUAUUGACCCUGUCGCGAUAGCACAAAAGGUGGUAUCAGGUGUUUACCAAGGUGUUAGUACGGUAGAGCUUGAUAAUUUAGCAGCAGAAACAGCCGCAUACAUGACAACAAAACAUCCCGACUACGCAAUUUUAGCAGCUCGAAUUGCCAUAUCAAAUCUCCAUAAAGAAACGCAAAAAGUGUUUUCGACCGUGAUACACGAUCUAUACACGUAUGUCAACCCUAAAACGGGGAAAUCUGCGUCCAUGAUCUCUGAACCGAUUUACAACAUUGUGCAAAAACAUUCGAGUCGACUUAAUUCCGCCAUCAUCUACGAUCGUGAUUUCAUGUACAAUUACUUUGGUUUUAAGACGUUAGAACGAUCGUAUCUGUUGAAAAUUAACGGCAAAGUCGCGGAACGCCCUCAACAUAUGCUUAUGCGUGUUGCGGUCGGUAUUCACGGCGAAGACAUCGAUGCGGCUAUUGAGACGUACAAUCUGAUGAGUCAACGAUUCUUUACUCAUGCUUCGCCUACGCUAUUUAACGCCGGUACGCCAAGACCUCAACUCUCCAGUUGUUUCUUAUUGACGAUGAAAGAUGAUUCUAUUGAAGGAAUUUAUGAUACUUUGAAAACUUGCGCAAUGAUCUCGAAAACCGCUGGUGGUAUUGGGCUCAACAUUCACAAUAUUCGUGCAUCUGGCUCAUACAUAGCCGGAACUAACGGUUAUUCGAAUGGCAUUGUCCCGUUACUUCGUGUAUUUAAUAAUACAGCUCGAUAUGUGGAUCAAGGUGGAAAUAAACGUCCCGGAGCUUUUGCCAUCUAUUUGGAACCUUGGCAUGCUGAUAUUUUCGACUUUCUGGAUUUGAAGAAAAAUACCGGGAAGGAAGAAAAUCGUGCUCGUGACUUAUUUUAUGGUCUCUGGAUUCCCGAUUUAUUCAUGAGAAGAGUUGAGUUGAAUGGUGAUUGGUCAUUGUUUGAUCCUAAUGAGGCGCCAGGAUUAUAUGAAGUAUGGGGUGAAAAGUUUGAUCAAUUAUACGAAUCUUAUGAACAAAAAGCCCUAGCAAGAAAAACAGUUAAAGCUCAGAAAUUGUGGUAUGCGAUUCUAGAUUCGCAAAUUGAAACCGGAACACCCUAUAUGUUAUAUAAGGAUGCGUGUAACCGCAAAUCAAACCAACAAAAUCUCGGUACAAUAAAGUGUAGCAAUUUGUGCACUGAAAUCAUCGAGUAUUCGAGUUCAGACGAAGUGGCAGUGUGCAAUCUUGCUAGUAUCGCUUUACCCUCCUUUGUGAUUAAUAAGAAUGAGUAUAAUUUUCAAGAAUUACAUGAUGUCACAAAAGUUGUUGCACGUAAUCUCAACAAGAUUAUUGAUAUUAAUUUCUACUCCGUGGAAGAGGCACGACGAUCAAACAUGCGUCAUCGACCGAUAGGAAUUGGCGUUCAAGGAUUGGCUGAUGCAUUCCUUGCAAUGCGCAUUCCUUUUGAUUCGACACGCGCUCAAGAACUCAACAAACAAAUCUUUGAAACAAUAUACCAUGGGGCUCUCGAGGCUUCAUGCGAACUCGCAAAAGAGCAAGGUCCUUACGAGACUUAUCCAGGUUCACCGGUAUCAAAGGGAAUUCUGCAAUACGAGAUGUGGAACGUUGAACCAACGGACCUUUGGAACUGGGACGAACUGAAACAAAAAAUUUCGCAGCAUGGUGUUAGAAAUUCUUUGCUUUUGGCACCGAUGCCCACCGCAUCAACCUCGCAGAUUCUAGGUUUCAACGAAUGUUUCGAACCAUAUACCAGUAAUAUUUACAUGCGUCGUGUGCUAGCUGGUGAAUUUCAGGUAGUAAAUCCUUGGUUAUUGAAGGAAUUAGUGGAAAUGCAACUAUGGAGCGAAAAAAUGAAAAACAGGAUCAUUGCGGACAAUGGAAGUAUACAAAAAAUUUCUGGAAUCCCCGAUGAAUUAAAAGCUUUAUUCAAAACGACAUGGGAACUUUCACAAAAAGUCAUUAUUGACAUGGCAGCCGAUCGUGGUGCAUUCAUCGAUCAAUCACAGAGUCUUAAUAUACAUAUUGCAGAGCCAAAUUACGCAAAACUUACUAGUAUGCACUUUUAUGGAUGGAAAAAAGGACUUAAAACAGGCAUGUACUACCUCAGAACGAAACCUGCAGUGGACGCCAUCAAGUUUACUGUCGAUCAAACGUCUCUCAAAGAAUCGAUCGCGAUGGACGAAGAAAUGGCAAAAAAUGCAGCUGCAGUUGCUGCAUUAACUUGCUCGCUCGAGAACAAGGAAAAUUGUGUAAUGUGUAGUGGUUAA